Messenger RNA from Sclerotinia borealis F-4128, 2886 nucleotides. The record is from the annotation of a GenBank genome assembly. NCBI's taxonomy places the organism in Eukaryota, Fungi, Ascomycota, Leotiomycetes, Helotiales, Sclerotiniaceae.
AUGCCUGGUCUCGUUCGCAAGCUUCUUAUCUUUGCCGCCAUCGACGGGCUGAUUUUACAACCUGUGGCGCAAAAGGGUCAACGGCCCGCACCCAGCUCGAAGCUAACAUAUAAAGAUAGGCAUAUCGGACCAAUAUUGAAUGAUGCACAGGAUGUGGAUGGGUCUGCCAAAGGUUUCGAGGCAUAUGGAAUUGUCGGUCUCUUGACGGUUUCCAAAAGCUCUUUCUUAAUAUCGAUUACGAAACGAGAACAGGUCGCACAAAUUCAAGGAAAGCCAAUAUAUGUUAUUACUGAAGUAGCUUUGACGCCUUUAGCUUCUAAAGCGGAAGCAGAGAGUUCGAUUGAUAGGACGAAAGCGGGGUUGUUGAAGAGUAAUAUUGAGGGACACGGCUUGGAUGAGAGUGAUAGCGAGGAUGAGGAAUUCUCCGCCAAUGUUAGUGACGAAGUGGAGGACGAAGUAAACCCAACAAAUGCCAACACACAUCAUAGAAGGACGAGCGUGGCUGAGGAUGUAAUUUCGAAGAAAGGUGGAUAUGGAAGAUUCGCCCAAAAAUGGUUCUCGAAGAAAGGGUGGGCCGUGGACCAGAAGAAAAAUCUUGGGAUGAGUGUUUCUGAACCAGAUUCUCGUGUAGAGCCAGAUAUUAAGCCCACCGACGUAGCAGCUACGACUUCGAGUGUUGUAGAAGGGGAAUCUGAUCCUGGGCUGUCGAGCAAGACCAGAGACAUUGCUGAAAGCAUGCUGCCAAAAUUACUACGAACAUCACAGAUCUUGUUUGGGUCCUCUCGGAGUUACUAUUUUUCUUACGAUCAUGAUAUCACAAGGAGUUUGGCCAAUCAAAGGAACACAAAUUCUGAAUUACCAUUGUAUAAGGAGGUCGAUCCACUAUUCUUCUGGAAUCGACACCUAUUGCUACCAUUUAUCGGUGCCGGUCAAGCUCAACUCGCCUUACCUCUGAUGCAGGGCUUUGUUGGGCAACGGGCAUUUGUAAUGGAUAGCAACCCACCAAAACCCGUUGUAGGUUUAGAUGGUGUUGGGAAGACUUCUAUGGAACUGAAUGAGAUUACAACAAACAGUUCAGACGAGCAAAUCUCUAUAGCGCAGGCUAGUACGGAUAAAACAUAUCUACUGACAUUAAUGUCUAGAAGAUCAGUUAAGCGUGCUGGCCUUAGGUAUUUGCGUCGCGGUGUGGACGAAGAUGGCAAUACCGCCAAUGGCGUGGAGACAGAGCAGAUUUUAUCAGAUUCUACUUGGGCUCCCUCAAGUAAGAUACAUUCCUUCGUCCAGAUACGUGGCAGUAUUCCUAUCUUCUUCUCUCAAUCGCCUUACUCGUUCAAACCCGUACCUCAAGUUCAUCAUUCUCCAGAAACGAAUUAUGAAGCUUUCAAGAAUCAUUUCGAUAAUAUAACUGAUCGCUACGGAGCUAUACAGGUAGCUUCCCUAGUGGAGAAACAUGGAGCGGAGGCGAUAGUUGGUGGAGAUUUCGAGAAGCUGAUGACUCUUCUCAAUGUGUCCCGAGCUAAUGAGAAUAAAAAGUCUAUUGGAUUUGAAUGGUUCGAUUUUCACGCUAUAUGCAAAGGCAUGAAAUUCGAAAAUGUCAACCUUCUUAUGGAAAUAUUAGGCAAAAAGCUAGACUCGUUCUCGGAUACCGUAGAGGUCGAUGGGAAGCUUGUAUCGAAACAGAAUGGUGUUUUGAGAACCAACUGUAUGGAUUGCCUAGACCGAACAAACGUUGUCCAAAGUGCAGUGGCUAAACGAGCACUUGAAACGCAAUUAAAGAAUGAGGGAAUAGAUAUCAGUUUACAAGUCGAUCAAACUCAACAAUGGUUCAACACUUUGUGGGCUGAUAAUGGCGAUGCCAUCUCUAAGCAAUACGCUUCAACGGCAGCUCUGAAGGGAGACUUUACUCGUACCAGAAAGCGGGAUUAUAAAGGUGCUUUGACAGACAUGGGACUUUCUAUCUCCAGAUUUUACAGCGGUAUUGUCAAUGACUAUUUCAGUCAGGCGGCCAUUGAUUUCCUGCUUGGAAAUGUAAGCUAUCUAGUUUUCGAGGACUUCGAAGCCAAUAUGAUGAGCGGUGAUCCUGGCGUCUCAAUGCAAAAGAUGAGGCAACAAGCUAUCGAUGUAUCUCAAAAGCUCGUUGUUGCAGAUGACGAUGAAGAAUUUAUUGGAGGGUGGACAUUUCUCACUCCCCAAGUACCAAACACGAUCAAGUCCAGUCCCUUCGAAGAAUCUGUACUUUUGUUAACAGAUGCGGCAUUGUACAUGUGUCAUUUCGAUUGGAACAUUGAGAAAGUAUCAUCUUUCGUCAGAGUGGGUCUAAAUCAAGUGGUCGGGAUUAAAUCUGGAACGUACAUCACGAGUACAUUGUCACAGGCUCAGGCAGACGAGAAGAGGAAUAUGGGAUUUGUAGUCACGUAUAAAGCGGGUUCAAAUGAUAUUAUUCGUGUGAACACGAGAUCUAUGGCUACUGAAUUUCCCUCUUCGAAAAUAACUCUUGCCGAAGACAAAACACCUACUCCUACGUCUACGUCUACGUCUACCACUAACUCUGUUGUUGCUCCAAUUGCCGCCGGCUUUGCGAACCUGAUCUCGGGCCUGCAGAAUCAAUCUGCAGCGGAACCCAAGGACGCCAUUAAGGUACUCGCAUUCAAAGCUCUACCCUCCAGAUCUGCGAUAUCAGAUGAAGGAGUAAGCGAGGCCGAGCAAGUGAAGAACGUUUGUGGAGAAAUUGAAAGAAUGGUUGAGAUUGGAAAUAUAAGAGAGGUUGGAGAAGAUAGAAAGACCAUUAUAGAGGAGGGAAAUAUCAUUAGUUUGGCUGAGGCCAAGAAGAGCACGGGACUAUUCGAUAUGCUGGGUCACCAGGUGAAGAAGCUGGUUUGGGCUUAG